GAAAAAUUGCAAAUAUUAAGGGCAAAACCCAAUCUUUAUCGUCCUCCCCUCUCUCGCGGCUUCCCCAUCAGCCUCCUCCCUCGGCUUCUCCCUCGGCGACGCCUUCACUGUCCCCGAGCAGCCGCACCUCCAAGAAACACUUGCAGAGGUGACAGAGCAUUAAACUGGUGUGCUGCUUUUUCCAUUAACAGAAAUAUCUUGGAUGGCCAUUAUAUCUUGUGGAAGUACAUGGGUUGGUCAUUGGGGUAUUCAUCCUCAGCUUAUGCUACAAUAUCCUGUUGCAAAUAGGAUCCCUGCAUCCAAAUAUGGCAUUAGCAAUAAAAUGAAAUGUCUGGCAGCUCGAAGUUCAAGUUUAUUUUCACAAGAUUCCUUGAGUGCACUAUUCUAUACAAGGACAUCUCAAAAUUCACAUCAACGUAGAGGAGCGCGACUUGUAGUUAAAGCUGAUUCUGAUUACUAUUCUGUCCUUGGGGUGUCAAAAAAUGCCAGUAAAUCUGAAAUUAAAAGCGCUUAUCGAAAACUUGCUAGAAGUUACCAUCCAGAUGUGAGCAAAGAUCCUGGAGCAGAACAAAAAUUCAAGGAAAUUAGCAAUGCUUAUGAGGUUUUGUCAGAUGAUGAGAAACGAUCCUUAUAUGACAAAUAUGGAGAAGCUGGACUUAAAGGUGCUGGGAUGGGCAUGGGGGAUUUCAGCAAUCCAUUUGAUUUAUUUGAAUCUUUAUUCGAGGGCAUGGGGGGUAUGGGUGGCAUGGGUGGCAUGGGGGGCAGAGCUUCCAGGAGCAGAGCAGUUGACGGUCAGGAUGAAUAUUACAAUCUAAUCUUAAAUUUCAGGGAGGCAGUUUUUGGGGCUGAAAAGGAAAUUGAAAUAAGUCGACUGGAGAAUUGUGGGACCUGUAAUGGUUCAGGAGCCAAACCAGGGACCAGGCCAUCCAAAUGUAGUACAUGUGGGGGACAAGGCCAGGUUGUCUCAUCGGCAAGGACCCCAUUGGGUGUCUUCCAGCAGGUUAUGACCUGCUCCUCUUGUGGCGGGACUGGUGAAGUUUCCACCCCUUGCAGUGCAUGUUCAGGGGAUGGUCGGGUCAGGAAAACAAAGCGGAUCAGUCUUAAAGUUCCUGCUGGUGUGGACUCUGGCAGCCGUUUGAGGGUCCGAUCUGAAGGUAAUGCUGGUAGGCGUGGUGGAUCUCCAGGUGACCUGUUUGUCAUUAUUGACGUUGCCCCUGACCCUACACUUAAACGCGAUGACACUAAUAUUCUGUACACCUGCAAGGUCUCAUAUAUUGAUGCAAUCCUGGGGACGACAAUCAGUGUUCCAACUGUUGAUGGCAUGGUUGAUUUAAAAAUCCCAGCAGGAACCCAGCCAAACACAACACUAGUAAUGGCAAAGAAGGGAGUACCAUUCCUAAAUAAAAGUAACAGGAGAGGUGAUCAGUUGGUCCGUGUUCAGGUUGAAAUUCCUAAGAGGCUGAGCAGUGAAGAGAGAAAGCUUGUUGAGGAGCUUGCCGAUCUAAGCAAGGGAACGACCGCAAGCAGCCGGAGAUAGUUGCCUGAUGCGCCUCGCCCUUGUUUAGGUUGUAUACGCCCCUUGCCGGUUAUAAUUAUGUUCGCCCUUCAAGGAUGCAACUUCUAGGAAAAUCACUUUUGAGGGAAAAUUUAGCAGUUGCUCGACCAGUUUGAAGCGUGGAGGAGCAGGUGUUUCUAGCUGUAGGUAAAAUUAUUUUAUGAUAAUUUUGCCCCAUGUAGACACGGGGUGGGGAAAACGAGCUGGGCCGUUGCAAAAAACAGAGUUUAAGGUGUGAGGGACAUUUCGCUUAGCUCGAAUGCAAGAGCUUGAAGUUUUGCAUACGUUUUGAUCAUAAAAUUUUAAUGGCACAUAGAAUUUGUAACAUGUUUGGGCUUUAUUUUUUGCAUUACAUUGUCAAUCCCUGUGAAAUGUAGAGGAUCAGUUUCUCAUUUC
This is a messenger RNA of Malania oleifera, 1951 nucleotides long. Its product is annotated as chaperone protein dnaJ A6, chloroplastic-like. Gene Ontology annotation, biological process: protein refolding; response to heat. The transcript is spliced from 8 exons. Gene Ontology annotation, molecular function: ATP binding; heat shock protein binding. NCBI's taxonomy places the organism in Eukaryota, Viridiplantae, Streptophyta, Magnoliopsida, Santalales, Ximeniaceae. Gene Ontology annotation, cellular component: cytoplasm. The record is from RefSeq and is a predicted model, not a curated record. The coding region runs from base 203 to 1537 and encodes 444 amino acids.